Molecule: messenger RNA, 2694 nt
Organism: Pseudophryne corroboree (corroboree frog)
Lineage: Eukaryota; Metazoa; Chordata; Amphibia; Anura; Myobatrachidae
Product: vomeronasal type-2 receptor 26-like
Exons: 7
Coding region: 1-2694 (897 amino acids)
Biological process (GO): G protein-coupled receptor signaling pathway
Cellular component (GO): plasma membrane
Molecular function (GO): G protein-coupled receptor activity
Source: RefSeq, a predicted model, not a curated record
AUGGCUAGAAACACUGGGAUCACAGACAUCAAGACAAAUGCACAAUAUAAAGGAAUAGUGGGUAAAGCAUUAAUAAAUGGUUUAAAUGAUGAAUUAAGAAUAAGGGUACAGACCACCAACCCAGACUGGAAAGAUAUCUCGGUGGCCGCAUUAAGAGAGGCCAUCAUUAAUCAUGAGCAGAACAUCAGCAAGCACGGGGAAGCAAAGGAGCCUCAGGUCCCUGUGGGACAGUCAUUUAAUGUGUUCAACAUGUUGUCCCUCUUGGUCAACACAAAUUCAAAGCCACUGGAUCCAAUCAUCAUGUACUUGCAGAAGGAUUUCCAAAGAAAUGCUGGUACAUGCCUCUUCAAUGUGUUGCUGGAGAUGAUAAUUUGCCUUGAGGAGUACAGAAACAUCCUGGCAUUUCUCUUUGCUGUUGAUGAAAUUAACAAUGACCCCGAUCUUCUCCCCAAUGUGACUCUGGGGUAUCACAUAUAUAACACUUGUGGGGAUCCAAAGAAUACCUUACAAUAUGUCCUGCAGAUAAUGUCUGGAGAAACAAUGGAGGCUCCUAAUUACUCAUGUAUGGAAUACGGGGAAGUAGCUGGAUUUGUCGGUGAUUCCGGUUUCCAUACAAGUCAUGCGAUGGCGCAGUUACUGAGCCUGUACCAGUACCCACAGAUAAAUUAUGGAACCACCGACCCUGUGCUAAAUGAGAGACAGUUAUAUCCAAACUUUUACCGGAUUGUCCCAGAUGAUCGGGUUCGUUAUACAGCUAUUGUUAGGUGUCUGCUACAUUACGGAUGGAAUUGGGUUGGAGUGAUUACACCAGGUGAUGGUAGCGGGGACAUGGAAUUACAGGUGCUGAGUACAAUGAUGGCAAAACAUGGGAUCUGCAUUGAGUUCCUCAUCAAACUAACUAAUGAUGACAACAUUAACAGAAGGAAAAUGACUGAGAUUGAGAAGCAAACUGCUAGAGUUAUAAUAAUUUGUGGCCUAUUCUCUAUGAAUUUCGGAAAGUUCUUUGACGCAUCAGAAAAUUUAAAUGAAAAUAUCACUCUUAUCCUGCAUGAAUCAGGGACUGAUAUUAUAUAUAUGGAACGUGCCAUCAUUAAACCAGUAAAUUGUAGUUUAAUUUUCAUAUUGUCCCCUAAAAAGAUGUCCCUCAUUAAUGAGAAUAUUAACAACAUUGUACCAUCUACUCAUCCAAAUGAUCCACUAUUGGAAGAUAUCUGGCUCUGGAUUUUCCGUUGUCUUUCCUCAAAUACAAUAAAAAAUGAUUAUUAUCAAUUUGUAUAUCAUUUUUCUGCAGUGAACUGUUCAGGUAAAAGACUUAUUUUACCAUCAUAUCAUGGUAUGAAGAAAACAAAGCCUUACUAUUCCUAUGUGGCAGUAUAUGCUCUGGCCCACGCUGUGCAGAAGAUGAAACAAUGGAAGAGAAGAUCUGAUAUGUCUGCUAUAAGACAAAUACGACACUACAUGAAAAAUCUCCAUUACACAGAUCCCACUGGAGAAGAGAUGAUAUUUAAUGAGAGAGGAGAUCUGCCCUCUAAGUGGUCUUUAGCAAACUGGGUUAUAUACAAGAAUGGCCUUUAUUAUGAGUUUAAUGUAAAACACCUGACCACUUUUGAAGAUGACCAGGUUUACCAUCUGGAACCAGGAAAAAUCACAUGGAAAAAAGGCACGAUCCCCAAAUCUCGGUGCAAUGACAAAUGUUCCCCUGGAUACAGAAAAGCCUCUAAAGGAGGAUUUCAUGUCUGCUGCUAUGACUGCGUUCCAUGCUCUGAGGGAGAAAUGUCCAAUGUUACAGACAGUGAGACCUGCCAUAGAUGUUCCAAUGAAGAGUGGUCGGAUGAGAGAAGAGUGAGAUGUGUUCCCAAAAAAUAUGACUUUCUGACAUAUGAACAGGACAUUGUGGGGAAAAUAUCUACAGUAACAGCUUUAUCUUUCUCUGCUAUAACAUUGUUUAUAUUAGGGAUUUUUAUUUAUUACUGGAACACUCCAAUUGUGAAAGCCAAUAACCGGGCUAUGAGCUUCAUUCUCCUAGUCUCAAUCUUGCUGAGCUUCCUCUGUGUGUUCUUGUUCCUCGGUCAGCCGGUGGAUAUAACCUGCAGGCUGAGACAGAUGUCAUUUGGAAUACUCUUCUCCACAGCUGUCUCUUCUGUACUGGCCAAGACCAUCACUGUCUGCAUUGCUUUCAAAGCCACCAAACCCAGUCCCUGGAGGAAGUGGGUCACACUCAAAGUGUCUAAUUAUGUGGUCAUUGUUUGCUCUUCUGUCCAAGUUCUGAUCUGUAGUGUCUGGCUGUCUGUUUCUCCUCCCUACCAGGAGCAUGACCAUCACUCAUAUAAGGGAAUGAUCAUCAUUCAGUGCAAUGAGGGGUCAGUGAUUGGGUUAUACUCUAUGUUGGGUUACAUGGGGAUCUUGGCCACUGUGAGCUUUGUUCUGGCUUUCAUGGUGAGGACAUUACCAGACAGCUAUAAUGAGGCCAAGUACAUCACCUUCAGCAUGCUUGUGUUCUGCAGUGUCUGGAUUGCAAUGAUCCCAGCCUAUCUGAGCACCAAAGGGAAAUAUGCAGUGGCUGUGGAGAUAUUCGCUAUACUGGCCUCAUGUGCUGGAGUUCUGGGCUGUAUAUUUUUCCCAAAGCUCGUUAUUCUACUUUUCAGAACUGACUUGAACUCCAGGAAAAUGAUGCUGGGAAAGACCAAACCAUAA